GGGAGAUGUUGACGCUGGAGUGAAGAUGGCGCCGGGAGGGAGCGGCGGCGGCGGCGGCGGCGGUUCCGGCUUCCUCUGCCGGCUCCUCCUGGCCCUCCUGGCCGGGCUGCUCUCCGGGGGCCCCGCGCAGGCCCGGCUCCACCACCUCACCCUCAAGGAUGACCUGCGGCAGAAAGUCCACCUCAACACGUUUGGCUUCUUCCAGGAUGGAUUCAUGAAGGUCACGGUCAACAACCUCUCGGUCAAAUCCGUAGGGGAGAGCGACAAAGACAUUCAGGUGGGCUUCAGCUUAGAUCGAACACAGAACGAUGGAUUUCCCACUUACCUGAAUGAAAAAGUGGAUUAUUGCAUUUUGAAUCAAAAACCAAGCCAUGAAGUCUUGGUCAUCAUUCUGCUCCUGGAUUUCUCAGAGAAGUUGGUCAAAAUCAAGUUUGGAAACAAAACUCCACAGUUGCCUGAAAUUAUCUUUGGCGAAUCCCAAGCAGCUGGUCCUCCAGGAAUUACCGAGAAAUCUGAACCUAAGCAGUCGCCUAAGGACAAUACGACAGAAGUUCAGGUGCCUGCUGAGCGAACGCACCCAAUGCAAAGCGGGAACAAUAGUUUUUCAUUUCAGUUCAACAUCAAUUCAAAGGAACAAGAAGGACUUUAUAGUCUUUAUUUCCACAAGUGCAUACUGGGAAAUGUGCAGACUGAACAGGUCCCCUUCAGCCUGAAUAUCGCAAUCAUCGAGCAGAAUCCCAACAGCUACCUCUCCGCUGGAGAAAUCCCACUCCCCAAGCUGUACAUUUCCAUGGCAUUUUUCUUCUUCGUGGCCGGGGUCGUGUGGAUCCACACCCUUCGCAAGCUCAGGGCUGACGUUUUUAAGAUCCAUUGGUUAAUGGCUUUGCUUCCUUUCACCAAGUCCCUUUCCUUAGUCUUCCAUGCGAUUGAUUACCACUAUAUCUCCACACAGGGCUACCCCAUCGAGGGCUGGGCUGUGGUCUAUUACAUCACACACCUGUUAAAAGGCGCCCUGCUGUUCAUCACCAUUGCUCUCAUUGGAACAGGCUGGGCUUUUAUUAAGCACAUCCUCUCCGAUAAGGACAAGAAGAUUUUCAUGAUCGUCAUCCCGUUGCAGGUCUUGGCGAACGUGGCCUUUAUCAUCAUGGAAUCCACCGAAGAAGGCACGACAGAAUACGGGCUGUGGCGAGAGAUCCUUUUCUUGGUAGAUCUCCUCUGCUGCGGGGCCAUCCUGUUCCCCGUUGUGUGGUUGAUCCGACACUUACAGGAAGCUUCUGCCACGGAUGGGAAAGCAGCUGCCAUCAACUUAGCAAAAUUGAAGCUCUUCAGACACUAUUAUGUCAUGAUCGUCUGUUAUAUUUACUUCACCCGCAUCAUCGCCAUCCUCAUCAAGAUCGCGGUUCCAUUCCAGUGGAAGUGGCUUUACCAGCUGCUGCACGAAAUGGCGACCCUGAUCUUCUUCGUCCUCACCGGCUAUAAGUUCAGGCCGGCCUCCGACAACCCUUAUCUGCAGCUUUCUCAGGAGGACGAUAGUUUGGACAUGGAAUCUGUGGUGACCACCUCGGGCGUCAUGGAAGGUAUGAAGAAAGUCAAGAAAACGGCCAACGGCUCAGCCGAGCCCCACGGCGAGAGAGAAAGCGCCGCGUGAUGGACUUGGCCUCUUCCUCCUCCUCCUCCUCCUCAACAACACACACUUCUCCUGACUUCUUCCCCCCCCCCCCCCCCCCCUCCCUCCCCCACCCUUUAGGACAAGGCAGCACUUUUUCCAGAGAACUGUAAUUUAUUGAUCCUUGGCUUCCCUCCCUCGGUGGCCCAGAAGCAAAGAGACGACCUUCCCACUGUAAAAAGAAACACACACCUACACACACGUCGGGCUUGGGCGGUGAUGGGUGGAGAGAAGGAUAAAAAUACAGCCAGGAAAAAAGAAUCCACAACGCGGUUUUGUUCCUCUGUCUUAAGGCUCGGGCUUUUCUUCUGGUGCCUAAGAGGAAGGGUUAAAAGGACGGAUGAUGGUGGCGGCUUUCUUUUUUUUUUAAGAAACAUUUUUUUUUACUUCCCCCUCUCCCCAUCUCCCUUUCUUUCCUUCUCCCUCUCCCACCCUCCCUCACCCUCUCCUUCCCUGCCACUCCCUCCUUCUCUCUCCCUCUGCCUUUCUUUCCUUCUCUCUCCCUCACCCUCUCUUUCUCCCUCCCUCUCUUUCCCUCUCCGUGUCCCUGUCUCCCUCCCACUCCCUCCUUUUCUCUCCAUCUCCAUCCUCUCCCUUUCUUUCCUUCUUCCUCUCCUUCCCCCUCUCUCCCUCCCUCCCUGUGUUCCUGUCUCCCUUCUUCUCUCUCUCCUCUUGGUCUCCAUCCUCUCCCUCCCUCUCCCUUUCUUUCCUUCUUCCUCUCCUUCCCUCUUUCUCCCUCCCUCCCUUCCACUACCACCACCUCUCUCCCUCCUCUCCCUUUCUUUCCUUCUUCCUCUCCUUCCCCCUCUCCCUCCCUCCCUCUCCCUUUCUUUCCUUCUUCCUCUCCUUCCCUCUCUCUCCCUGUCCCUGUCUCCCUCCUUCUCUGUCUCCUCUCCAUCUCCAUCCUCUCCCUCCUUCUCUGUGUUCCUCCCUCUCCUCCCCCCCCCAAAUAUCUCUUGCGUUAUUCGGAACACGAGCUUCGUUGGACUUCCGGACGGGGAAGCGGUGGCUUUGAAACGCGAUCGGAGAGGUGUGCAUAGGAGUGUAUCAAUCCGCGCUGCUUUCCGAAAUGUAAAAAACAAAAAAUAGGGUGAACUGCUUGAGAGGUGAAUGGAAAGCUUUUGUGUGUGUCCUUUGGUGGUUAGCUUGGAUGCCCCUUGCUGCGUUUAAUCAUUUCCCCCCUUGGGUCCCGUUCCCCCCCCACCUUCUUUCAGCUUUCAUUGGAGCGGAGGGCGAGGGAGGCAUUCUGGUUCUCGUCCCGCCGAAUCGGAAGCUGUUUUUUUAUUUUUGAAAUUGCUGCUUCCGUCAGUUUCCGUAGCCUGGGUGGAACUCCUUCCCUCGGGUGGCGGGAAUGUAUGCAAUGGCGCGAGAGUUUAAAUAGUAAAUUAUUAUUAUUUUUCCUUCCAUUUCUCUUUGUUACAAAGCAGAGAAGGGUUUGUAAUCCGUGGGAAGAAAAUGGCAUUAUAAAACUCUGCAGAAUUUACCAAUCUUGGAAAUUCCUCUCUUUACGCUCUGUAAAACUGUUGCAUAUUUUGGACUCUCAAUUCCCAGCACGUAUUCCUGGGAAAAGAGUGUGUGGAAAGGCCCUUGCCACUGGCUUCAGUUUACAAAAUUAGGCUCUACUCUUCUGUAGCACGGCUAGUCAACACAACAAAUGAAGCAAUUACAACCCAGAUCGGUCAACCCGGAUUCGUGAGUGACCGACAUCUUAGGAAAAGUGAAUUUUUUUAAAAAAAACAACCCUCCCCUGUUCCUAUUUCCUCCUGCCUUCCCUGACAGCACCGUAUCAUUCGAUAAAAGGCCUGUGUUCGCCUAUCAUGCUGAGCCACAAAUCAUGGUUUAAAAGCCAUCAUGGUUAAGCCCAAACUGACCGCCUUCGCUGCCUUGGUUUGUUGUGUGAACCAGGCUGUCACUGUUAGCUAUAAUGUGGUUCUCUUUUAGCUUUGGGUGAAUUUUAACCAUUGGGGGCUUGAUGGCUUGAAAUAAAAUUCAUUGCUUAAGAUAGCCAAUGUAGGCAUUUGGGAAGAUCCCUGGCCGUGUCUUCUGUUAAAUUAAGCAGAGCCGCUCAAGAUUGCAAAAUCCGAAGGCAUGUUGUGUUCUCUUUUUGUGGUGAGGGGUGCUUCAGUUGAUGGCUCCAGCAGCCCCCGGUUGAGAUUUUGGAUGGCUGGUUCCCCAAACCUUAGAUAUGGCAGUGAGGUUGCAACCGUUUGGAGGUCACAGAAGAUGCGGAGUGGUUUUACAGCUCUUAGCAAGAAGGUAGACCUGAAGUUUGUAAUCCUUGGAUCUUUUCUGAUCCCAGCUACUGAGUGAAUCUACUGCUGACUCUGUAUCUAUCCCAGAGAUCUAGGACCCAGCUUUGGGGAAGGAUAUGAUUUAAGCUUUAUUGUUUAACACAUUAAGCUCUAUUGCCAAUCCCUUCUCUGUGUUAAAUUCUACGGUAUUGUUAAAUUUUCUUGUUAAGCUUUAUGGCUAACUCUUCUUAAGCUCUAUAGGUAAGCCUUCUCCUUGUUAAGCUCCAUGGCUAACUUUUCUUGUUACAUUCUACAGCUAACCCUUCUCCUUAAUCUCUAUAGCUAAUCCUCUUCUAUUAAGCACUAUAACUAACUUUUCUUGUUAAAUCAUGUGGCUAAGUUUGCUUCUUAAGCUCUAUAGCUAAUUUUUCUCCUUCCUAAGAUCUAUGACUAACCCUUCUUGUUAAGCUCUAUAGCUAAACCGUCUCCUUGUUAAACUCUAUGACUAAGUCUCCUAAGCUCUAUAGCUACAUUUUCUUGUUAAGCUCUUCUUACUCCUCUCCACUGCUGAUCCUUCCCCUAGUCCUUGUGGCUGAAACCGGCAUCUGGUAACGUAGUCUGGGGACCGAUUAGACUCCUCAAAUGAUCACAGCAGUCAGGUGCGCGCGGAGGAAUAAAGUUUUGGGUGGCAGCCUUCUCUUUUGUGUAACUGUAAAUCCGCAAGACGCACUCCCCUGGCUCCUCCUGAGAAGUGUCUAGAAUGUAUACCUUGUUAGCGGACAUUGGAUGUAAUUGUACCAUCGAACGUGCGCUUGUAAAAGCUAAAGGGAACCACGCACCUUGGUCCGAUUUUGAACUGGAUCUUGGUGGCAUUGCCCGCUCGGGGUGAAUUUCCAGUAGCCAAGCCCCAGAUUCGGCUUCCUUUUGCACUGGGUGCACCGAAGUGGGUUUCAGACACCCUGUUAACUCUCUAUUAGUGAAAAUAUUUGGGGGACGGGGGCGGGAGGGAAUGUCUCUGCAGGCCGAGCAGCCUCCAAGUGGUUGGCCUGGAGAAUGAUCAAACUCCCUGCUUAGGACUUUUGAGUAAAUGUGAAUAAAUGUGCACCCAUCCUUCCAGCAGGCCUCUGGGAACCCCUUAAUGGUAACAGCUCUCCAGCUGUUGCCCCUUAUACCCUCCCCAACCCCCGAAAAAGUUGCCGUGAUACCUGCCUGCUCCCUCUUGGCCCUUCUAUCUCUCAAUAUCACCAACCUUCCCGGGGAGAAGGUGCCCGCAAAAAGAGGUUUGGUGCAUUGCAGCAUUUUCACGAUGCAACCUGGUUAAGGGAAUGGAAAAGGCUGCUCGCUCUAUCUCCCCUACCCACCCACCCUUUUUUACUUUCCGCUAAGCAAGCAGGACAAAACUGAGAUGGAAGCCGGGGAGGGGAGUGGGGCGUUAUUCUCCGUUGAGCGUGCAAUGCCUUAAACUAAGCCAGCAACUUUCCUGUCCCUGCCAAGGCCAGCCCACCGGUGCCAGAGGGGGUGUGUGUGGCUGUUGCUAUCUUUUUUCUUUUUUUUUUUUCCUGUUUGGGCAUUCGUUCAUUUUGGAAACGAGCAAAAAAUAUCCUUCCUGGGCUCAGGGCGGGAAGUCUUGGUGAGAUGCGAGAGCGUCAGGACGUGGGAAAGGCUGGUGUUGGGUCUGGGAGAAGUCAGAUCUUUCCUCUCUGACUUUCCAACUCCAAUCGGUGGUCUCCACAGGUCCAAAAUUCCAGAAAAAAAGGGACUUGUGAGUAUUACCUAAAACCCAUCGGCCUCUCCUAAUCCGUUCCUCGCUGGAACGAGGCAGGUUCCGGGGCUUUUCAAACCAAAGUUUUGAUUUAUUUGGGGACUGCUUGAGAUAAGAAUGAUACUCGGAGCUGAACAGAGCGAUGUUUUAUCAACUUUGGCGGUUUUUACAAUGGACGGACUUCAAUUCCCAGGAUUCCCCAGCCAGCCAGCAUGCUCAAAAGAUGGGUGGAAUUCUGGGAAUUGUAGUCCGCUUGGAGGGAUUUGAAGCGAUACUCCUUAAAAUGGAGAUUUUUUUUCCCUCCCCAUUUUUCAAGUUUCCUUCCCACGGCGGGUUUCAUAUACAGCACCUCUUUUGCAUUAUUAUUAUUAUUAUUUCUCCUCCCAGUGGGUUUUUCAUUCAUUUUUCUAGUCCAUUCCUGAAGAUUUAUGUUCUCGCACCUUAAAAGUUUUAACCCAAUGAAAACUUUUAAAACGGCAAGCAGGAGCAGUUCAGUCCUAGGAAACACUUCCGGGUUCAAUCUGGGAAUAAAAGUUUAUUAUUUCUUUUCCUCUCUUCCCCAUUUCACUCCAAGGGAGGGAAGGGUAAAACGCGACACUCCCCUUUAAGACCUCAAAAACCUCCCAAUUUCUUUUAAAAAACAAAAACAAAAAAAGAAAGUACAUUUGGGGCUUUUUUAAUGGGGAAAUUUCAUUUAGGAACUCGGGGUGGGGGUGGGGGUUUGGUCCUUUUUUAAUUUCCUUUUUUUAAAAAACAAAUAAAUAAAAUAACAGUAUUUCUGUGAUAGGGGCUGAUACCAAUUGAGGGUUUUAAUUUCUCUCUAUAUAAUGUGAUUUCCCUGCUGUGGAUCAGGUGUAUAAAUUAAAGAAUUCAUAACGAA
Molecule: messenger RNA, 6539 nt
Organism: Pantherophis guttatus
Lineage: Eukaryota; Metazoa; Chordata; Lepidosauria; Squamata; Colubridae
Gene: GPR107
Product: G protein-coupled receptor 107
Biological process (GO): clathrin-dependent endocytosis
Cellular component (GO): membrane; clathrin-coated vesicle; Golgi apparatus
Molecular function (GO): clathrin heavy chain binding
Source: RefSeq, a predicted model, not a curated record